This is a messenger RNA of Bacillus rossius redtenbacheri, 11958 nucleotides long. RefSeq names its product forkhead box protein P1-like. The transcript is spliced from 18 exons. Bases 393 to 2648 code for a protein of 751 amino acids. NCBI's taxonomy places the organism in Eukaryota, Metazoa, Arthropoda, Insecta, Phasmatodea, Bacillidae. Gene Ontology annotation, cellular component: nucleus. The record is from RefSeq and is a predicted model, not a curated record. Gene Ontology annotation, molecular function: DNA-binding transcription factor activity, RNA polymerase II-specific; RNA polymerase II cis-regulatory region sequence-specific DNA binding. Gene Ontology annotation, biological process: regulation of transcription by RNA polymerase II.
GCGGUUGUUGAUUGUAGAGCUGCGCCCAGCCCUCCUGUAUACAGAGAAUAGAUGAAUUGUAAACAGAGAGCGGGCUAGCUGGCAGCUGUUGGGCUUCGCUCGGCUCGCCUCGCCUGUCGCCGCGUGUGCGUUAGUUAGUCUGCAGUGGACGCGCGGAGGAGACGCCACGUCUUGUCGCGGGUGCGUGCUGCGUGCUGCGUGUGCGCGGGAGUGCGUGCUGCGUGUGACGCGUCUGUCUUCGCCCGGCGCCUGCUGACCCGCGGGGCCACCUGGGGGAGAGCCCUUUCGAGACCAGCUCGUGGGCCAAGGCGCACUUCACGACCCAGGCUGUCACGCCGUGGCACGCUGCGGCGCUGCGCGGGAGCCACGCCCGUGCCAGUGAUGAUGGCAUAAUGGACCAUGAAACGGACGGAGACGGCGCCAUCAACCUGUCGACUUCGCAGCGACCCUCCGCCGCCACCACCCCCAACGGCAACGUCGACUACGACGACCAAGAGACGGUGUCUUCGCUCGCGAAGGCGCUGAAGCAGCAGCAGCAGCGCGACAAGGAGCGCGACAAAGAGGACAAUGGCAAGAGCAGCCCGCAGCAGCAGCAGCAGCAGCAGCAGCAGCCGCAGCUGUCGCCGCAGCAGGCGAGCGCGGCCCCCGCCGCCUCCCAGGCGCCGCCGCCGCCGCCGCAGCUGAUGAUGUCGCCGCCGGCGUCCGGCCUGCACCACAUGCAGCAGCUGCUGCAGCAGCAGCUGCUCAGUCCGGCGCAGCUGCAGUCGCUCAUGCAGCAGCACUCGCUGUUCCUGCAGCAGCAGCAACACCACCACCACCAGCAGCAACAGCAGCAGCUGGCCGAGCUAGGGCGCAAGCAGCUCGAGCAGGCCAUACAGCAGCUGCAGGAGCAGCUGCAGCUGAACGUGAUCCAGCAGACGCACCUGCUGCAGACGGGCGACAAGAAGAAGGCGGGCGGGCCGCUGCAGCAGCUCGCCCUGCAGCAGCAGCAGCUGAUGCAGCAGCUGCAGAUGGUGCAGCGCCAGUACGUGCUGCAGCAGGCGCAGGCCGGCGCAGGAGUGUCCGCAAGUGAUGUACAUAGUCCUUGGAAAGAAUUGCCAACUGAGGGUAUUGACCCUCACCAUAACCCUGUACCUCACAAAGGGAUCGCUGGACUCAAUGGGCUGCUGAGCUCGAUGGGACUGGGCAGGCGCGAUGGUGUCAACGGCGUGGCGAGUCACCAGGAGGACAGCACGGCAGACUCGAGGAUGCACCCGCUCUACGGCCACGGGGUGUGCAAGUGGCCCGGCUGCGAAGCGAUUUGCGACGACUUCCCGUCAUUCCUGCAGCACCUCAACUCGGAGCACACCCUGGACGACCGGUCGACGGCGCAGGCGCGGGUGCAGAUGCAGGUGGUGUCGCAGCUGGAGCUGCAGCUGCAGAAGGAGCGCGACCGGCUACAGGCCAUGAUGCACCACUUGCACCUCGCCAAGCAGCAGGCCGGCGAAGCGGUCAAGGUGGAGCCAGCGUCGGACCUGUUCCAGAACGCACCGAGCUUAGCCAAGCUGAGCUUGUCAUCAGUGCUGUUAAGUCAGCCCCCGCCGAGCUUGUCCACGUCGGCGCUGGUGUCUGCGGUACGCUCGCCAGUUCUGCAGCCGCCCACGCCCACCAUGGGAGGCCCCAUUCGCCGGCGGAUCAGCGACAAGUCUGCACUGUCCCUGGCAGGAGGUACCGGAGAUAUUAAAGAAAAACAUUAUGCUGGGAAUGAUGUUAUAAAACCAGAAGUAUUGGAACAAUUGGUUUGGACGCAUAAAAUAUCAAGAGUAUUGGAAGAGACCUCACUAAGGCGGAGGCUUGCCGAUCGAGUGGCUCUUGAUAUUUGCGAAGAAAUCCAAAGGAAUAGGGAAUUUUAUAAGAAUGCAGAUGUACGGCCACCGUUCACUUAUGCUUCUCUCAUUCGCCAGUCCAUCAUAGAAUCCCCAGAUAAGCAACUGACGCUGAACGAAAUCUACAACUGGUUUCAAAAUACUUUUUGUUAUUUCCGCCGAAACGCAGCCACGUGGAAGAACGCAGUGCGACACAACCUAUCGUUGCACAAAUGUUUUAUGCGAGUGGAGAACGUGAAAGGCGCAGUAUGGACAGUGGACGAAGUGGAGUUUUACAAGCGGCGGCCUCAGCGUUGCACCACCGGGGGAGUGCCAUCGAAAAGUCCCACCUUAACGCAUAGUCCAACGCUUUAUGGAGAUGGUGUGAAUUCAAAUAUGCAGGUGGCGCCAGGGUUCUGCUCAUUUCCUGACUGGGUCAACAGCAUUCACCACGCCAAGGUCUCUGAGGUGGCCCUGGGAGACAGCAACAUGGCGUUCCUGAAUAACUCGAUGAGCGCCUCUACCACCACGAGUCCCGACAAGGUGUCCAGCUCGCCCACUGAGCACAGGUCAUCUGUGGACAGCUCAGUAGUGCAUAUCAAACAAGAAGGUGGGCCUGGUGGCCCAAAUGAUACCGAUGGCUUAAUGCAUCUCAUCAAGCAUGAGAUUCUUGAUCACAGUGUGGAACUGGACGAGUCAGACGAGCGAGAGUUCCCCAGCAUGAGGCUGGCCCAUCACAGCGACGAGGUGGAUGAAACAGCUGAAGAUCUUUCGAUGGUGCAAGAAGACGCGCUCGAUGCAUAGUACAUCUGCUCCUACGGCACAGGAACACCGUUUGAUCAUAUCUCUCGCUGUAGACGGACCAUGUAGAUGUGUGAAACUGGACCUUUCCACGGCCAAAGAGUGUGUGUUGACGAAACAGAACCAUGGUGUGCAUGGAAGACUGGAGACAGUAUUUAGACGUACCGUGUACACGAUUGUAGCAUGUUCCCGGUAGUUACCUGUUUGUUCUGUUGUGCAGGACUAUGCUGGCUAUCUACAGUUCGCAUCCCACAUAUUGGGCCACUCCACACAUAUUUAUUUUUCUAGAUGCUACCUUGUCUUACCAACCUAGCAGUUAUUUACAUGUUUGUGGUCUCUUCUGUUAUCACUGGUCUUCUUGGUGGUGCAAAUCAAGUUUGUGACUGUAAUGAUGGUUCCACUUCCGCUGAUGUUGCCAAACUAUUUACUUCCUAUCGGAGGACAUUAGUGUAAAUCAAGAAGUUUAUAUUUAUUGUUGAAUAAAAAGUAAAGAAAACUAUUUUAAGUGCUAAACGUUAAUGUGAUUGUUUAAUGUGCAUAUCUUUAUAUGCAUAGAUGGAAAUUUUUAAAAAAAUAAUUAUGCAUAUAGACCAGCUGACAAAACAAAAAUCACCGCUGCUGUGAAUUCUUUAUUGUACUGCGUACUAUUGUAAUAUUUUGUGGUAUUUAUUAUUUCUAGAGAAUUUGUUUAUAAAGCUGUGACCACAAUCAAUAUUUGUUUGCCUAUGUCGACAAGUAUUACAUAAGUCUCGUGUACCGUGUUCGGUUGAAUGGCAGCGAAAGAGUUCCUACUUAAUGGAAACAGGUUACCACAAAGUAUGGCUCACUCAAGACUAACACGGACUGGAAAACUUUUCAUAUCAGAUGCUAGUCGGUAUUUGUACUGUUAUGUACUGAGACAAAAAUUAUGUUUAGGAAAUUUUAAGUUCUCAAUUACGUGUGUUGCCAACAUUUCUGUUAAUGAAGGCUUUAUUAAAUUUUUAAAUAUUAGAUGAGUAAUCGUUGUGACAACCUGGUAUUGUCGGUUGUUUUGAUGAUAGCUACAGUAUUUGAAGGUAGUGAUUCAAAGAAGCUUGAGACAAAACUUACAGUUAAGUUUUUUUGUAUUCUCCUAGUAUAAUUUUUUAUAAAAAUCAUUUUAUCUUUGUUUUGUGGGAUUAUUUAGUAAUUUUACAAUUUCAAAAUUUUAGGUUUUUUUAUACAUGAAAAUAAUAUAUAUUUAAAACUUUCUAAAUUUUAUUUAUAAAAUUUUUAAUUUAUGUUAUUGCAUGGUUCUUUAUUUUCCAGGUGUGAAACCUGUGUAUACGUGUGAGACAUUUUAUGUUUUGCUGAAUGAUACAAAAUUUAAAAUCUAUAAAUAUUUUUUAUUAACUUCAAAUAUACAUGUGUCAAAAUCUUAUGUUGUAAUGUGUUAUGAAACAUGUACUUUCUUGUACACUUCUACAUUGUUUUUGAGUUUUUUAUUUCCAAGUUGUAUGGGUUUGCGUUACUUUUUGCGUAUGGUGUCAAGAACAUUUUAAAUAAUGCAAACUACAAUUUACUUACUUGCCUGUAUAAGUGCACAGUUAUAAAUACAUUCAGCAUUUAGGAAAUCUGUAAAGAUUAAAAGUGCAAUUAGUAAACCCAAAAUGUGAUACUAGCUUAUUUCUUUAUGUUUUUAAUUCACUGCUUAAACUAUAGGUUAUUUGCACUGCCUAGAGGCAGUAUGAACAUUUUAUUUUCAGAGCUGUCAAAAGCUCUUUAAUAACAAAAAAAAAAAUUUAUGUAGUUACAUACAAAAAUAUGUUUUUGUUCUAUAAAUAUAACUGAUGCUGUGUGAAUUUUAUAUCUGUUCAUGCUCUGUUGAUCUCCACUACCAGGUCUGAGUUGUAAAUUUUAAUUUUUGAAACAUAUUUAAAUGUUAAAUUACAGUAGUUUUAAUUAAGCUUAUUAUGUUCCUGAUUUGAAUAGCGAGUGUUUUGAAGUGUCAACUCUAUUAACGAAUUAGUCAUAUCUUGAAUAUCAAGCCAUUUACUAUGUUGGAUGCUGAUUAAAUUUUGAUUUAUUGUAAUCAUGUUAGUUAAAUGUGUAACAUUUAAUUACUGCUGGGUCCAGUUAUAUAGUGACUAAUAUAUGAUGGUUCCAUUUUCUAUCUGUGGUUUAUCAUUUUUUUCUGCAUGCUCAGAAAAUUUAAAAACUUAUUCUUAAUAAGUUAGAUUCAUAAAAAAUUUGUGGACAAAGUUUUGACUGCUAAUGCAGGGAAACUCUUUUACCUCAACCGAACCGAAUUGAUAAACCUAUCUUUAUUCUCACACUCUUGUCUGUGUUCUUAUACACUACUAAUUUCUAUUAUAUUUUCUGAAUUUUUAUUUUUUUCAUUUAAAUGUAUGAACAAGUGGUUAAUUUGUAUGUUCAAUAAUUAAUGCAUACAAAGAAAAAAAUAUACUUAUCGCAACAAAUAAUGACAGCAAGUUCGCAAUCCUUAUUCAUAUUUUGAAUGGUUGCAUUUUAAGCAAUAUAUACAAUUUUAAGAAAUUUCUACUUUGAUGUUAUUGUGACAAUGAUGUAAACAGAAAAAAAACCUCAAUAUUUGACUUUGCAACUUAACAUGAUAAAAGAUAAAUCUUUCUCAUUGUUUGUAUUUUAAUCUUUAAGGUGUGUGUUACAAGUUUGUUGCUAAAAAUCAAGUACAGUAUUUUCAUAAUUUUUUCAUAAUAAAAUCCCCAAUAUGUUUUAAUUUUGUGUUAACUCAUAGUAAUUAAUUUCUAUAUUUUUUUUCCAUUUGUUAUUAUAUUGAAAGUUUUUUUUUCUCUUGUCGUUUAUGUAUUCUAUACACAACAGACAGCUGAAACCGUAUGAAUGAAAUAGGUUUUUCUGAUUUAGUAUUGUAUUUUGCUAGUAGUUUAAAGAGAAAAAAAUUAAGAAUGUACAGGUUAAAUUUGUAAAGUAAAGCUUUGUCCCAAAUGAGAUCAUUUAAAAAAUUUGAUUACAUAACCAUAGUUCUUAAAAACAUGGCUUGCUUGGUCUUGAAAAUUGUUGUGUAUACCAAUAAGAACAGAAACAUUUGUACAGUAUGGUUUUACAUUAUUAAAUUUGUAGGCUGUUACUGUGUAUACUACACUAUAAUAUAUGUAGUCUCUUAUGCUUGUUUGGGGAAGUGGAUAUAGGCUUUGAUAAGAAAUGGUAUAAUAUAAACAGCCAUUUAGUAUCACAGGUUAACACUUUGAGUUGUAAGACAAUUAUAUGGAAAGACAUGAUUCAUUUUCUUAAUCUAAAAUUGCAUGAAUUAACAAACCUUUAUACUUUUUGUUAUAAAAAUCUUAAAAUAAAAUUUUUGUGUAUAGUAGUACUCACAAUUAAUUUUUUUACAGUUGAGUGAGCAUAUAAAUUCUAUGCUUGCAAAGAAAAUUUAUCAGUGCUUUACUAAAAUUAAAUUAAUCCAAAAUUGACAGAUAGUAUUUCAUAUGUUUAAGAGAACUUAUGCAAAAGUAUCUUGUAUCAAUAAAUGCUGUAGUUGCAUAUUUAAACACAGGUGAAUACUUAAAAAAAGAGCUUCUGGAGGAUCUUCGUAAACAUCAGCAUUAUUGCUUCAGUAGACUGGCAAAAAUACUCUUUAAGUGAUUGAAAAUGUUCUUAAAUAUUUUUGCAAUUAAUUUAUUUACUAUAAAUACUAUUAGGAUUUUUACUCAAAUUAUGACUACUGUAGUCCUGUAUGUUUUUAUCUCGGUAUACAAGAAGUAUCUGAUCACUUCUAAGAGCAUAAAGACAUGCUACAAUUCCUGUCAUAGCACGAUGGAUGUGAAAAAACCUGAUACUGAUUCUGUGAAGGAAAUUGCCCACAAAUGAAAUAUCCUUGGCUGCAAAUAAAAAAUUUUCACACAAUGAACAUGAUCACAUCACUUUUCAUGGCCUAAUUACAAAUUUGCCAAGUCCAAAGAAAUUUAUAAAAAAAUUAGGUUGUAAAAUACGUGUUUUCUUUCAUGUACUUUUUGGGCAACACUAUUAAAGAUGUCAACACAUACUUAUCAUGGUUGACUUCUUCACAGACUAUGUAUUGAUUUAUCUGUACAGCAGUUGUCAGUUUUUAACAUGAUGUCACUAAAAAGUAUUACCUUUUGUACGUAAAACAUGCUGUUUAUUAAUUUUCAUGGGGUUUUAGUGAUUUUAGCGAAAAAAUUAUAAUCACAUUAAAAAAAAUUAAAAUACCAUUCACAAAAUUAUCACCUCCUGACUCAAAUUUAUUUUGAGGUAACAUUUAUAUUAUAAUUAUAUGGAAAUUGCAUAAAUCCAUUUCUGCAGACAUUUUCUUCAGUGGAGCAUAAUGAAAAUUUUUUUUGUGGGGAGGGGGGGAAUUUUAAAGAUUAAAUUAAAAUUUGUACAUGUGUAUUCUAAAAACAUACAUUACUAUUGACACUUACACACUUGAGCUUUGGACCUACAGUAGUAGCAGUCAGUGAGUUAGCUUCUCACACCAUAACUUCAGGAGGAUAUUAUCUCUCAUUCUCCCCCAAUUGCAUCUGCCACUGAUUUGCUUUUAAUAAACAUUGCCUCGUUAUGUCCUAAACCGUAAAAAGAACAAUAAUUUUUUAUCACCACAUCUGCAAAAUUAGGUGCUUCCCAUCCCCAUUCCUGCUUCCCCCAUUACCCAUUAGUAAAAAUACAUUAUUUAUUUGCGUAAAUAUUAUUCAACCUUGUAUCAAUUAAAUACAGUUAAAUAAUGUAUCUUAUUCAGAGUUCACAAACUACAUUAUAUAGCAUAAAUUCAAAUUUAUUUUUUUAUAUAUACAAUAUAUCCAGCACCUUACAAAAAAUAACUAAAAAUCUACACAACUUAGUAUUGCAGCCAGUGUGGUUUGAUGGUUUGACAAAUUUUAACAUACAUUUUUUAAUCAUGACUUUUUGUAACCAUAAGACAGCUAUGGCCAUCAUGGAUGAACAUGAAAUAAUCAUGAAAGGAAAGUGUAGAAUUCAUAAGUGUUUGCAAGUGUUGUGUGUGAUAAGAAUGUACUAAUUAGUUUUUAAGUAGAUGGCAAAGCUUAUGGAGGUGUGGUACACUGCUUAUACUAUUUUACAGUAUUGUAAUUGGUAACACAUUUAUUGCCAGCCUAAUUUGAAAAGCUGCAAUUAGAAAUGUUUUAGGGUGACAGUUUAAGCUUGCUUUACAUACAUAAAAGUACCUAUAUGAAUAUGGAACAAGGGUUUUGAUGUUUGGUAAUUGCAAGAAGUUUUUGUAUUGCUACUAGUCUUCUGCAACAGUUUUCUUUUUUUUUGUGCACAGUGAAGAAAUUACACAAGGAUAGAUUUUUUUUUGUGUUGAUUGGGACCACAGAGUAUUUUGUUGUAAAAAAUUCACUACUGAAUUAUUCUAGCAAUUAUGCAAAUGAAAUAGACCAAAAGAAUUGCUGAAUAUUUGUGUUUGCAUCUAUAAGAGUUCAGAGUUCAAUAAAACUUAUUAGACUAAAGAAAGGGUUGGUAGUUGAUUGACAGAGUAUAGUGUCGAAACUGAUGUGGUGUAAUGAAUGUGUAUUAUUUAAUUUUGGUAAUUGCACUUUUAAUUCCCUUUUAGUUUUAUUUUAAAUAAACCUUUUUCUUAAGUUAAAAAUUUUAUACCUGUAACUGAAAUAAAAUCAUUGCUUUUGUAUUUAGUUAGAAUUAACAGUAACGCAAACUUUUUUUGUUGCAAAUAAUGUGUAAAAAAUUUUCUCCCUAUGUCAGCUAGUUAUCAUAUAAUUAUUUUUGAAGUUAAAAUUUGAAUCUAAUUUUCACUUAGCUAAUGUGUAAACAAUUUGCAUUUUAUUAUAGUAUUUUUGUUGCAUAAAAUGAAGGAAGAUUAAUAUUUUAAAAGGUUUGGUUAAAUAACAAUUACUUGUGAUCAUAAUUCUUUCAUGUAAUCAGAUUAUACCUUAAUUUAAUGAAAAAAAGUUUUUUUUAUGUAAUGUGCAUCAACUGUAGUGUUGAGUGAAAAUUUCUAACUAAACUGAACCGAACAUAUUAUGAAGCCAUACUCAGAAUAACUCUGUAUGGUGUUAAGAAUCAGAAUGUUUGUUUUUAGAACCAACAGUUUUCUUACUUAAUACUUGUGUGCAAGUGUAAAAUUUAUGUAUUUUACUUGGGAGAGUGAUAUUUAUUAAAUUAUAGAAUGCAUGACAUAGUUCCCAAAGAUUUGUGUUAUGUAUUCAGAACAUUCUAUUUCUUAUGCUUAUUAUCAGUUCAGAUUAUCUUCCCAUAACCACAAAUUCUUAUUCCUUUUUAACACUGUAGUUAAAUAAAAAAAACUACUCAAAAGAAUAAUCAAAAAAAUUUUUCUGAAAUAAUUUUACAUUUUCAUACAGUUUUCACGAUAAGACAUUGUUACACUUAAAAAGUCCUACUUAAUGUUAAAUAUUUGCACAAGCACUUCAAAUGGAAUCAUUUUAACUAGGGAUGGGCACAUUGAUUGUUCAGUGCUUCGAUGAUAUCUUUCCCUUCCAACGUCGCCAAGCAAUCAUGAUGCCAUGUUGAAGUAAAUAUUUAAACACUGGCUGGCCAACCAUUUUAUUCAUAAACAUUUUAGUUUUAUUUUUUCAAUUUUUCAUAUACUAAAGCUAAUUUCACGUUAUAUUUUCAAUUUUUUACAUAAAUAUUUUUUACUUUAAAGAAGUUAGUUAAAAAUUGGAUUUACACGUAGAUACAGUUAUUAAAUUUAAUGCCUAAUAUUUAUUUUUGUGGAUACUAAGUUGCUUCCCGUGUGCAAACAAAAUUUUGGUACAAAAUGCACUGUUUUCAUUUUUGUUUGAUGUUAUAUUUGCUGUUACGAUAGCUUGCAUAAUUAUUAAAUCUUUUGUGAAUUUUAAUCACCAUAAACAGAAAAUAUAUCAUGAUCAAUUAGUGUUUUAAUUUCAUUGUAAACGUUCAUGGACGUAAAUCAAUUGAAACACAAGAAUCAGGACUGUCAAAGAUCAUGGCCAGAGAGAGUCAGUUCACAAGAACACAAAAUCAAGGAUUUUGAUCAGUUUUAAUUAUAUAUUUUGCAAUACUUGUAAGCUUUUAAAGUUUAAAUUUUCAGAAACUGUACACUUCGUCAGUGUUAUUCUUUAGGUUAACCUUCUGCUUGAAUGUCCAUAAUUUCAUUCAGAAAGAAAGGUUGGUAAUUAAAAUCAAGCCUGGAAUCUAGGGAAAUUGUGGAACUGACCCAUCCCUAAUUUUAAGUAUUGCCAAUAUUUAUUGUAUUUUACUUUUUAACCAUCCUUUUAUGGUAAAAUUUAAUUCUGUGCAUAGCUUUUAAAAAUGCUCAGCUAAAUUUUUAAUUUACCUCUAAAAUUUAGUUACUUGGAUGUUGAAUAGCUACUGACAUGUUCUACACGUGUUAACUGUUUUAUUACUUUUUUCUGUGAACGUGCUUGUGUUUUUUUUUUUUUUUUUCAUGCAGGUGCCGUUUGUGAACUGAGCUGAAGUCAAAACAAAAUAUUACCACUUUUCUUAAUAUGUUUGUCUGGAGUGAUUGUGAAGAGAAAACUGCAUAUAUUAUGUGGUCCAACCAGAAUCAUCCCUGUUUAAUUAUAUUUUUGGUUGUAUUUGUAAUCCAUAAUUCUUUACACUGACAGUCUUUGUAGUGUCUUCAGUACAAACAUUGUACAAAUUGUAUUAAAACUUUAAAAUUAGCUGUUGUAAUUAGUUUUUUUUUUUUAAAUUUUGGGUGAAGAAAUUAUUUUUAUCACAUAAAAAAAUUUUGUAUCUAAAAUUGUAGUUUUGUCAUGAGUUUUGUUUGGUUGAGAUCAAUAGAUUUUUUUCAAGGUUCGGUUCAUUUCAGUUUGAAGCCCUGAUCCACUGUAAAUCUAUAUUAAACACUCUUUGACUCUUUGUAAAGUCAAAAAUUUGGUGUAAGUAGCUUACAAGUUGUGUUCAAAGUACACCUUUACUCCGAAUUAAGAUUUUUUUUUUUUUUAAUAUUUGUCCUGAGGUAUUAAUUUGAGUUUAUUUUUACAUGUCCUCCAUGACUAAAUUUUUUUUCUUUAAAUUCUAUAGUAAUUAUAAAAAUGUUUUAGACUUUUUCAAGAAUGUUUGAAAAAAUAUUUGUAAUUGUUUGGCAUAACUAAAACAAAAAUAUGUAGGAAAUGUGUGGUUCUUAAUAAUAAGAGUAUGACGUUAUGAAAUGUGUCAGUUUCUGUGUUGAAAGUAGCAAUUUGUUAUAGGUAGUACCUUGUCCAUUCCCAACGUAGAUUUUGUUGCCUAUUUUGUGCUAAAUUCUACAAGAAGAAUACAAAAGAAUGUAUAAACAUGAGCUUUAUCUUAAGAUACAUAUUUUUACAGUAUUUGAAAAUAAUAUUCUUUAAAUUUGUUUAGAGCUUUGUGCAUUUAUUUAUUUUCUUUUUUAAAAUAUAGCUUAUUAAGACAAAUUAUUUCUUAUGUAAAACGUUUCAGCAGUGUGUUUUGUACUAUAGAAUUUGUUGCCAUGUGUAAAUGACCUGUGUGGGUCACCAUUAAAAUUGCCAGGGAUUGGUUUAUUGCUUGGGCUGGAAAUAUUACACCCAAAUGCUGAAUGGUGACUUUUUGGAGGAGGGUAAAUUACUUUCUUCUAAAUAAUAUGUGUAUUAUAUAUAAUUUAUAGUGAACACAACACAAUGUAAAAUAUGUACAAAUGUGUGAAUGUGAAUACAAAUGGUAAAGUGCUGUUAAAGCAUUCUGAUACUGAUGUCAUAAUUUUAACAUGUCCCGUAUAUUUAUUUGUACCUUGCACUCCUCAUGAACUGCACACCUUGGUGUAGUGUAAGUUGAAGACAAAAGCAAAUGACUUGAAUAAUGUAACUAUCAGAGUUUGCAAAGUGUAGUGAGUGUGCAGUUUGUCCAAUUGUCAUGGACAUAGAAAUGCUUCAAAACAAUAUUUUAAUCUAUUGAUGGUGUCAAAAUGAUAAAAUUACCUAAGCUGGCUAUAAGUUAUGGUUAUAAAGGAAGAGUGCAGAGUGGGGAUCUGGUUUGGGGUUAAGUUUAACAUUGCAUGGCUGUGCAAAGAAAAGUCUAAGCUAAAGGACCUGUAUUGUUAGUGCAUGUUUCAUACCAAUUAAGCCAUGCCAACUCCACUGUAUCAGUAUGUUUUUUUGUAAGUGAACAGGCUUGUAACAGCCAUGAAAUAUGUGAAUAUUUUUUAUAUGAAUUUCAGGUUUUUUUCCCCUGUGCCUGAAUUUUUUUUUCCAUCCAACAGACUUUCCUUCCUGUUCUCUUCUUUUUUGAUCAUAAAUUUAAUCCAUUGGUUGUUUUAUGUGGUAGCCAUCUUAGCACUUUUAAGUUUAAGAAAAUAUACAAAAUUUAUCAUGUUAAUUGAAAUACAGAGUCAUAAUAUAAAAUUGAAACAAUCCAA